Messenger RNA from Theobroma umbraticum, 678 nucleotides. RefSeq names its product mitochondrial pyruvate carrier 4-like. Gene Ontology annotation, cellular component: mitochondrial inner membrane. NCBI's taxonomy places the organism in Eukaryota, Viridiplantae, Streptophyta, Magnoliopsida, Malvales, Malvaceae. Gene Ontology annotation, biological process: pyruvate import into mitochondria. The record is from RefSeq and is a predicted model, not a curated record.
UCUAGAAUGAACUACAUGGUCCAAGCUUUGGCAGACAUUUGUGUCAGUUUCCUGGGUCCCAGGUACCACUCCGAGGAUUCUGUUAUUCUGUUCUGAACUUGUGUAUCUUCUUGUUUCUGUCACAAAGAGCUCAUCGAGGCAGAAUCUCUAUGGCAUCAUCAAAGCUCCAAGCAUUCUGGAACCACCCUGCUGGUCCCAAAACCAUUCAUUUUUGGGCCCCAACUUUUAAAUGGUGCGUCAGCAUAGCCAAUGUUGCUGACUUCUCAAAGCCACCAGAGAAUAUCUCUUAUCCCCAGCAAAUAGCUGCUACCUGCACCGGCCUAGUGUGGUCACGGUAUAGCACAGUGAUUAACCCGAAAAACUGGAACCUUUUCUCUGUCAAUAUUGCAUUGGCUGGAACUGGCUUGUAUCAACUCUCACGCAAGAUCAAGAAGGAUUACUUUUCUGAGGGAGAGGUAGUAGCAAUGGCCAAAGAAUGAUUGACAGUAACCAAAAAUUGCAGGCAAUCACUAUGAUUUUGGCAGAUAUAGCUUCAUCCUUUUGUAUAUCUUUGAAUCAUUUGAUACAUAUUAGACUUUCCUCUUUGCAAAACAGAUAAUCAUUUGUUUCUGCUAAUCACCAUUUUUGUAGUGUAGUCUAAGCAUACAUGCUGCAAUUUAUGAAUAUUAUUUACAUUAA